GAAGCCUGUUCUGUACGCAAGUUGUGCCCACCAUCAGAUGAUAUAGCCGACCGACGAAGCAAUAGCAACGAGCGGCCUGGUCACCAUGCUAAUUGGUGUUUGCGGCGGUAUAUGCGCCGGCAAACAUUCUGUCCUCGAGUACCUAGUCCAACGCCACAAUUUUCAAGUUCUUACUCUCUUGAGGACCACAUCGACACCAGCAAUAGAGACUUCCGCAUCUGAAGCCCACGUCUCAUCGACCAAGAGGCACCCUGGCACAACAUUUUCCAAGAUCGAGGACCUCCUCGAUUACACCACCAAAUAUUGGCAAGAAAACUUCGUGACGACCUCAAUCCACGAUGAAUCCAUCCUCGAAGUCCUCUCCCGUCGCCCCUUCUUCAUCCUCGUCCACAUCGACGCCCCCAUCUCCCUUCGCUGGACACGCUUCAAACAAAAAUGCCUCUCCUCCAAUCUCACCCCUCCCACUCUCGAAACGUUCGUCCUCCGCAACGACGAACAUCUCUACGAUCCAUCAACAGGUCUCGCAACCGUAGCCAGCAGAGCACAGAUCAAACUCUUAAACUCCACCACGUCCCUACCCAAACUCUGGGCAUCUCUGGACAGCUUGAACCUGACAGAUCCGAGUCGUAUCCGCCCCGCCUGGGAUCACUAUUUCAUGACCCUAGCUUCCCUCGCCGCAAGAAGAUCAAACUGCAUGCGCAGACAAGUCGGGUGUGUCCUAGUUCGCAAUCGAAGAAUCCUGGCCACGGGGUAUAACGGCACACCCAGAAAUAUCAAGAACUGCGCUGAAGGCGGGUGUCCCCGAUGCAAUGGUACGACUUCUUUACAAGGGACUUCUGGUGGAGCAGAUUUGAGCACGUGUCUGUGCAUUCAUGCCGAGGAGAAUGCUUUGCUGGAAGCAGGACGGGAGAGAGUGGGUGACGGGGGUGUACUCUACUGCAAUACGUGCCCCUGCUUGACAUGUACCAUCAAGAUUGUGCAAGUGGGAAUUACGGAGGUGGUAUAUAGUCAGAGUUACUACAUGGACGCCGAAGCUGCGAAGAUCUUCUUGGAAGCAGGCGUGAAACUGAGGCAGUUUCGUCCACCGAAGGAAGGGCUCGUGGAUCUGGGCAUGAUGUGGGAAGAUCUCGUGAGUAGUGGGAGAGCGCCCAGACGGACGGGGAGAUCGGGAGAUGCAGAAAGUUGGACUCAUGGAGUGUUCACUGUAGAGGAGGAUCAGAGGAAUGUGAAGGAGAAGAUCAAUAGCGGAAUGAACGGGAAGUGA
This is a messenger RNA of Sphaerulina musiva SO2202, 1264 nucleotides long. Its product is annotated as deoxycytidylate deaminase. NCBI's taxonomy places the organism in Eukaryota, Fungi, Ascomycota, Dothideomycetes, Mycosphaerellales, Mycosphaerellaceae. The coding region runs from base 86 to 1264 and encodes 392 amino acids. Gene Ontology annotation, molecular function: zinc ion binding; hydrolase activity. The transcript is spliced from 2 exons. The record is from RefSeq and is a predicted model, not a curated record.